AUGGCCUCCAACACCGAGCUAUCAGAAAUUAAGCAACUCCUUUACUGUCUCGCUUCAGACCUCAAAGCCAGCUCAAGUAAGACCCAGACUCAGACUUCAGAGGGCACCUCAACAUGCUCCAGCUGCGCAGCUCGUAGCCCAAAGCCAUCAAACGUCGAAAAAGUACUGAGCAACCCUGAGACCACGCUGGUUGCUAAGGUUCGUGAUAUUCAGUCUGCGGUCUUGCAACUUGUCGAGGAGGAGAAGGUUUUGAUCCUUGCGGAGGUGGUCCAGCUCAGUCGCGCGGUGGGGAAAGCGCUGGAGGAUGCGAAGGGAAAGAUGAUGGGGAAGGUUGCGGGAAUAACGAAUGGGAAGGAGCACGGUCGCAAGCGGAGCAGGCCCACAGAGAACAUGGAUGUGGAUGAUGAUCUCGAUGUUGCAGAGAAACGCGUGAAGCAAGACGAGCAGGGCGACACAUAUGAAUACAAGUGGGGAGAGGAGGACGCGCUUACACAGCGGAGGCGGAACUGCACAGCUCUUGAUGGAUUUGUACUGGACAGUAUGGGCAGAGCUUCUAUGGCCUUCAAUUGCGAACGAGUCGGAUUACGAAUGGCCCACGAGUGCUGCAUCGAAGACUGGGACAAAUUUCAAAGGGAGGGAAAGAUCGGCUUUGAGUACUGCCUAUAUGGUCUCUUCUACCAUGGGUAUGAGCAUGAAGGGGUCGCUAGAGGAGCAUGUUCUUGUAGGGAACGUCAUCCGCCCGGCGUGAGGCAGAGGGCUACCAGGUGUAUCCGCGUCAAACGAAGCGAAGAUGGUUCUGGAAAACUGAAGUUUUCUUGGGGGGCGGAUGUUGGACCUGCCCCUGUCCUAGGCAAGUAUGAGUGA
Neurospora tetraspora is the source of this 864-nucleotide messenger RNA. RefSeq lists its product as uncharacterized. The record is from RefSeq and is a predicted model, not a curated record. The transcript is spliced from 3 exons. The coding region runs from base 1 to 864 and encodes 287 amino acids. NCBI's taxonomy places the organism in Eukaryota, Fungi, Ascomycota, Sordariomycetes, Sordariales, Sordariaceae.